Molecule: messenger RNA, 2414 nt
Organism: Brassica napus (rape)
Lineage: Eukaryota; Viridiplantae; Streptophyta; Magnoliopsida; Brassicales; Brassicaceae
Exons: 13
Coding region: 1-2262 (753 amino acids)
Source: RefSeq, a predicted model, not a curated record
AUGGGAAAGUGUAUGAAGGGUUGUUUCAAGGAGGAGCUGGUUUUUGAUUAUCUCAAAUUGCAAUACGGUAAUCACACGUUGGGUAGCGAUAAUCUUUAUAGGGUUUUUGAUUAUCUCAAAUUGCAAUACGGUAAUCACACGUUGGGUAGCGAUAAUCUUUAUAGGGUUUUUGAUUAUCUCAAAUUGCAAUACGGUAAUCACACGUUGGGUAACGAUAAUCUUUAUAGGGUUUUUGAUGAUCUCAAAUUGCAAUACGGUAAUCACACGUUGGGUAGCGAUAAUCUUUAUAGGGUUUUUGAUUAUCUCAAAUUGCAAUACGGUAAUCACACGUUGGGUAGCGAUAAUCUUUAUAGGGUUUUUGAUUAUCUCAAAUUGCAAUACGGUAAUCACACGUUGGGUAGCGAUAAUCUUUAUAGGGUUUUUGAUUAUCUCAAAUUGCAAUACGGUAAUCACACGUUGGGUAGCGAUAAUCUUUAUAGGGUUUUUGAUUAUCUCAAAUUGCAAUACGGUAAUCACACGUUGGGUGUUCUUUCAGAGAUAAUCGUUCGUGCAUUUCAAGACUCUCUUGGUGCUCGGCCACCUACACUCGAAUCACGUUUGCAACACGAUAUGGAGAACACUUGUGCUAUAUGUUUAGAUACGUGUGUCGAAGAUGCCUUUCUAUCUGCAUGUUACCAAGUGGCAGACAUGCUCAACCUCUACGCCACACACAUGUGUUUGCCCUCUAUGCAAGGUUGUUUGCCUUCUAGACCCAUCUCAGCACUCAGCAUCAUCUUCUUUCUUAUAGAAAUCAUCUUCAUGCAGAGAGAGAGCAGAGCUGUCAUUUAUCACUAUGAUGGGUUAACUGAAACGUACGACAAAUAUUUUUUCGACCCAACCAUGAAAAGUUUUCUCCUUUCUGAUGAACAUAGAAUGAGGCUGCAACAUUACAAGAAGAAGUCCAUAUCAAGCUAUCUGGUGGACUCCAUUGCCCGCUUUUGGCAGAGGGGUUUCUUUAUCCAGAGAAACAAAUGGCUUGAAACAUGGCUCAGAAGAGACCUUCAAGCGCUACUCAGAGUUGAAAAUUGUGACGUAAUUGUUCACCAAAUAGCUGGGACAAUUGAUACAUUUUGCAAAAGGCACACAAAAACAGAAGCUACAACCGAUGAGUUAAGCAAAGAGUUUAAAGAAAAAAUCAUGGAGGUUGUUAGCACUUAUAUGGAAGCUGGAGAGAGGGAGAGGUUUGCUGACGAGACUGAAUGCUUCCUUGCAUUAAGACUCAACGUGGAAGCUUUUGACACUGCCUAUCAAAGAUAUCAAAGUCAACAAGAUCAUGGAGAUGAUGAUGAUGACAGUGAGAUCCGACAGUGGACUCUUAGAGAAAUGAAAUCUCUUAAACUAAAUAAUAGAGUUGUCAUGAAAAAGUGCAUCGAAUCAGCUAGAAGCGUGAAGUCGAGUGCUCAACUCGUGGACAUACUUGUCAGUCAACUAGGUUUUGCCUCGAUUAAAGAGACAAAUGUUUUUGCAAAAAGGCUAUUCAAUAAGGUUUCCAAAUGCCAUGAAGAUCAAACUGAUCCAAGGGAAUGCAAAGCGAAGGUGAAUAACUCUCAGAAUACUGAGCUUUUACGCUCCCUGGGAGCCAUUGACAGCGAAGGGAACCUAACAAGCUUAGGACAGAAAAUGUCAGCUCUUGAAGUGGAGCCAAAGAUGGGAAAAAUGCUAAUGUCUUCAGAAAGAUUAGGAUGUUCAGAAGAGAUCAUCACUAUUUCUGCAAUGAUCCUUGCCAAGGUGGAUGCCCACAAAGAAGAAAUAGCUCGUUCCGACCACAUUUCCAUGCUGGUUGCUUAUGAGUCUUGGCAAGAAAAUAAUUUCUCAAAAAAAUGGUGCAUUGAAAAUGGCGUAAAGUUUUCGAGAAUGGAGAAUGCAAAAAGCAUUCGCCAAAAGCUGGAAAGGGAUUUUGAGAAUCUUCGUAUUAAAAUUUACUCCAGACGAAAUGAUGUUGCAUCCAUUAAAAAAUGCAUUACGGAAGGAUAUUUUGAUUGCUGCUACAAAUUUCAAAGCGACGGGUCUUACAAAAGCAUUAAGGCUCCUUUUACAUCAAAAACAAUACACCCGAGCUCAACCGUAUACGAUCAUAUUCCCAUGUAUGUGGUGCACUCGGACACGUGCACACGGUGGAUGCGAGAGGUCACGGAGGUUCCUCCUAGCUUGCUGAGUCGGAUGGCUCCGCUUUACGAUCUUCAGAUCAACAUGCCUAGAUCGAUUGGCCGAUCUCCCAUCUAGCAAAAUGCUUUUAUUUUGUUGAUAGCUUUUUUGUACAAAUGCCAUGAGUUGACUUUGUUUUUUCAUUUCGAUUGAUGUAAGCAUUUCACAGUUUUAAACAAAUAAAAAAAAAGAAUAUGAUUAACAAAAUUUGAGUAACUUUUUAAUCAUAA